GUAAAAGCUGCUGCUUGGUGCUGUGGUCGUCACACUUAUCAUCCCUCGCUUUGAAUAAGCAGUUAAGCCCAGCCAGCAGCUAUGGAGCCCAACAUCAUCCGAGAGGGAUAUCUGGUAAAAAAGGGCACUGUGCUGAAUUCAUGGAAAGUGGUGUGGGUGGUGUUAGCGGAUGAUGGAAUAGAGUUUUACAAGAAGAAGACAGACAGCAGUCCAAAGGGCAUGAUUCCAUUAAAAGAAGCGGUGAUGACCAACCCGUGCCAGGACUUCAGCAAAAGAACGUUAGUGUUCAAGGUGACCACAGGAAAGAAGCAGGACCAUUUUUUCCAAGCAACCCACCUGGAGGAGAGAGAGGUGUGGGUUAAAGACAUCAAGAGAGCCAUUACUUGUUUGCAGGGCGGAAAGAAGUUUGCCAGGAAAUCUACCAGGAGGUCAAUUCGAUUGCCUGAAACAGUUAACCUGAGCGAGCUGUACAUUUUGAUGAAAGACCAAGACACAGGAAUUAAAGAAAUGAAAGUGGAAAAAGACAAGAAGCUUUUCAACCACUGCUUCACUGGUGACACAGUGAUUGACUGGCUGAUCUCUGAGGGGAAGGUAAGGAACCGGACUGAGGGUGUGAUGCUGUCCACAGGGCUGCUGAACGAGGGCUAUCUGCAGCCGGCUGGAGAGCUGUCCAAAUCAGCUGUGGAAAGCAACACGGAGUCUGCAUUCCUGGACCAGACGGACGCUCUGUAUUACUUUGCAGAAAGUGGCUUCUUCUGUGAAGGCUACUCGAGUGAUGAGGAUGUGCUUGUAAAAGAAGAGUUCAGAGGAGCCAUAGUAAAGCAGGGCUGUCUGAUGAAACAGGGCCACAGGCGAAAAAACUGGAAGGUGAGAAAAUUUAUCCUGAGAGAUGAUCCUGCAUUUAUCCACUACUAUGACCCCACCAAGGGUGAGGAGGAUCCUCUUGGUUCGAUUCACUUGCGUGGAUCUGUUGUGACUGCGGUGGAUUACGUGCCAGAUGUUCAGUGAUGACCAAAAAACCAAAAAAACAAACAAACAAAAAAACACGGAAGAACUGCGAACAUUGUCAAACAGCCACCCACCUUGUUAUACUUUUUGCCAGCUGGAUGAUGAUCUUGUUAUGAUAUUAACCUCAAGAUGAAAAUGCAAAUGACAUGUGAGCAUAUGUUCCAUCAUGGGCCUCAUGUGGGUCUCAGAAACUUACCAAGAGACAAAGUUGCUUGUAUGUACAAAAAAGGAAGCCAUCACAGGAUCACACAGGAUGUAAUAAUUUUGUCAGUGCUAACAUUUAAGUAUCCUCCAUAAAACUUGAUUAGAAUAUACAUCUAGGGGUGUAGAAUAUAAGGCUGGGGUUGUAAACACUGGUUGAGAUUAUGAACUGAAGAUUAGGAAAAAGCACAUGACUGUGGCUGAAGUCUGUAAAUUGCAAAAGAUAUAAACUGUAGUAAACCUGUUUACCCAUUUUUCAUUAGCAAUUCAUUAUUCAUCCACUAGAGGGGGUGCAGUGAUCUCACUAGUAGUCCCACUGAAUAAACCGUAAUUCCAGACCAGCAGCCAGUAGAACCAUUCGUUAAUCACCAAUAACUGCUUUAACCUGGUCAGGGUCAUGGUGGAUCCAGAGCCUAUUGCUGGAAAACAUUGGUUAUGAGGUGGAGACACACUUUGACUGGGUCUCUAGUGCAUCACAGGGGCCCGUGCGCACACGUACAUUCACACCUAGGGGCAAUUUAUCAUAGACCCCCGUUUACACCUGGCAUUAAAAUGAGUCCUGGGGGAUCGGAUUGUACAUCAGUUUUAUACUCAUUAUGAAAUUCAGUAAGCUGUUAUACUUUGUGGAUGGGGUCGUUAUCAUCCUGGAAGAGACUGCUCCCAGGUAAGAAAUGUUUAUCAUAGAAUAAAGGUGAUCAGUCAGAAAAACCUUUCAUUUGCAGUGACACUUUCAUUUAAGAGGAGAAGUGGACCCAAACCCAAAAAGCAUAACAGAGCCAUGUUUCCUUGAAUUUUUCGCCCAUCUUCAGGUUUACUUUAACACAACAAAAAUGCAAUAAUGCAUUACAGUUUCAUGCAAAAUUUGUGCAAUGGUCCAUCACCAACUUUCAUUUACAUGUAUGAGUACUUUGUGUCUAAAUAGAUUGUUUCUACAAUGAAUUUUAUGCAACUGAUCAUUAUUAUUUUUUUAAAUGCCAAGCACAUUAAUACAAUUUUAAUAAAGUGCACUUUGGUUUGCAAGUACUGUAACAUUUUAUUUAACAUUUAAAAAUCGCCAUUAGCAAAAUGAUUACAACAAUGUAGCACAAGCAUCCAUACAAGGCUCAAGUGUACAAUAACAUCAUAAAUGGGUGGCCAUUUUACCUUACAGGAUAUGGCUAUUUACUGCCUUCCAGUCUAAAUUAGCCUGGAAAAAAACCCAUUAAAUUUGGAUAUUUUUAAGUAGCCUAAUGUUUGCUUGUGGGCUACCAUUGUAAUUGCAAUACCUACAGUAGUUCACCCGUGCAGUUGCUAGAUGCAUACAUUUUGGACAGCUCUAAAAGGCUCUUUAAUUGUAAAAAAAAAAUAAAAAAAUAAAACAUGCUGAAGUAUUAUUAUCGAAUUUUAUACCACAGCACUGUUGAAU
This is a messenger RNA of Ictalurus furcatus (blue catfish), 2614 nucleotides long. RefSeq names its product pleckstrin (gene plek). Bases 82 to 1008 code for a protein of 308 amino acids. Lineage: Eukaryota; Metazoa; Chordata; Actinopteri; Siluriformes; Ictaluridae. Gene Ontology annotation, cellular component: plasma membrane. The record is from RefSeq and is a predicted model, not a curated record. The transcript is spliced from 9 exons. Gene Ontology annotation, biological process: intracellular signal transduction; actin cytoskeleton organization.